Truncatella angustata is the source of this 1104-nucleotide messenger RNA. RefSeq names its product nucleolar protein,Nop52-domain-containing protein. The transcript is spliced from 2 exons. The coding region runs from base 202 to 981 and encodes 259 amino acids. Gene Ontology annotation, cellular component: nucleus; preribosome, large subunit precursor; preribosome, small subunit precursor. The record is from RefSeq and is a predicted model, not a curated record. NCBI's taxonomy places the organism in Eukaryota, Fungi, Ascomycota, Sordariomycetes, Amphisphaeriales, Sporocadaceae. Gene Ontology annotation, biological process: rRNA processing.
GGGGCCAAAAUUUUUGUAUUCUGGGGGAAGCGCCAAUGGCUUCAGGGAACUGCAUUAGCAAGUACUUUGUUAAGAUAAAUCUCGACCACAAAUUUGCCAAUCCGCGAUUGUUCAUGUCAGCUGCGUUUUCCGAGUAACCCAUUACGGAAUCGUACACACGUAUCUAUUCCCCCACGGAAGCGCAAGUCAGACACCGCAAACAUGUCAGGCGAAGAAAGGAGCAUGCCGUUCAUAAAGAACUUGGCGUCAAGUGAUCGCAAGACCAGAGAGAAGGCCCUCGGGACCCUGCGCACCUUCCUGACCGCCUCGACGACCUCGCGCUCCCUCUCGAAGCUCGACAACCUCAAGCUCUGGAAGGGCCUGUUCUACUCCCUGUACAUGCAGGACCGGCCGAUCCCGCAGCAGAACCUCUGCGCCGACCUGGCGGGCCUGCUCGACGCCCUGCCCGACGAGGCCGUGAUACCCUGGCUGGUCGGGUUCUGGGACGUCAUGAGUCGUGAGUGGACCGGCAUCGACGUGCUGCGCAUGGAGAAGUUCCUCCUGCUGGUGAGGCGGGUGCUCGGCAAGAGUCUUUUGUGGGUCAGGGAGGGCAAGGGCAAGAAGGGCGAGAAGAGGAAAGAUGACCUGCUGGCCAUGUUCGUGGACUGGCCGCUCGAGACCACCGGCGAUCUGAGGAGGGUGCCCGUCGGCUUGAGACUACAUGUCCUGGAUAUCUGGGUGGACGAGGCCGAGAAGGCAGGACUUAUCGGAGACGAGGCCACCGAGAAGGACGUCGUGUUUUUGACCGACUUCAAGGAAAUCCUGGACGAGAUGAUCAAGAAUACUGUGGAGCCGGUCAAGCCCAAGGCCAAGGAAAGUCGACUGGAUGAGAGACUACCUUGGAAUCAAGAGACCGAGGGAGAGAGCGACGAGGAGGAGGACGACGAGAUGACUGAUGCUGGUGGCGAGCAAGAUGACGAAUUUGGCGGCUUUGACGAUUGAGUAAUCUCAUCCAUGUAUGAUUUGAAGCACCAUUUGCGUUGGGUGGAGUUCAGGCGUUCCGGCUCAGGUCACAGGUCUAGAUAUCCAUAGCAUGGUAAAACAAGCAUUUUGGUUUCCUGAUAA